AUGUCUCGGUCAGAUAUGAGUUCGAGACCGGAUCUAGCGAAGUUCAGAAGUCUCUGCCUUGUAAUCUGUUUCUUGGCUGUGGUUACCUCGGCACGUGUGAGUCCGAGAAGAAAUUUGGAUUCUCCGGAUCUCAGAAUCGCUACUCUGUUUGCUAUAGCUGAAGAUGUAGGUUUACCGCAUGUACAUGCAGAGAGUUGGGUAGGAAAUGAUACUUGUCAACAAUGGUACGGGAUCUCCUGUACAGAUGGUGUCAUCACGGCGAUAGCCUUUAUAAACUCCAAUCUGACAGGUAUCAUAUCUCCCAGAUUCGCAGAGCUCAGUUCUCUGAGUGAAAUUGAUCUGGCUCAUAACAGACUUACCGGCAUCAUCCCUCUCGAGCUUCUUACCAAGUUGAAGAAACUGGUCAUUCUUGAUGUUUCCUAUAAUGACCUGCAUGGUAAAAUUCCAAAGGUUAGGAAAGAGGUUGUAUUUGCUGAAGGCAACACGCAGAUUGAGAAGGAUCGGGUUAUCUCGAGACAGUCUUUCGUUUGGAUUGGUAUUGGGAUAGGGUUUCUGCUCGCUGGAGUAAUAGGAGUUCUAUAUUACUAUAUAUCUGGUGAUUAG
Molecule: messenger RNA, 603 nt
Organism: Brassica oleracea var. oleracea
Lineage: Eukaryota; Viridiplantae; Streptophyta; Magnoliopsida; Brassicales; Brassicaceae
Product: receptor-like kinase TMK2
Exons: 1
Coding region: 1-603 (200 amino acids)
Molecular function (GO): protein binding
Source: RefSeq, a predicted model, not a curated record